This is a messenger RNA of Mugil cephalus (flathead mullet), 4870 nucleotides long. RefSeq names its product isoleucyl-tRNA synthetase 1 (gene iars1). The coding region runs from base 82 to 3888 and encodes 1268 amino acids. The record is from RefSeq and is a predicted model, not a curated record. Gene Ontology annotation, biological process: isoleucyl-tRNA aminoacylation. Gene Ontology annotation, molecular function: tRNA binding; aminoacyl-tRNA deacylase activity; ATP binding. NCBI's taxonomy places the organism in Eukaryota, Metazoa, Chordata, Actinopteri, Mugiliformes, Mugilidae. The transcript is spliced from 34 exons.
UCAUGUCGCCACUUCCGCCCAUGCUCUGACUCCAGCUUGCAUCAUUUCUCGUCUCUCCACACCGGGCUGCAGACAUACGCAAUGGUAGAGCCGGUCCCUGAGUCCAUCAACUUUCCCUUGGAAGAGGAGAAGAUCCUGCAGUUCUGGCAAGAAAAGGACUGCUUCCAGGAAUGCCUGAAACAGUCCAAGAACAGGCCGAGGUACACCUUCUACGAUGGCCCUCCCUUUGCCACAGGUCUACCUCACUAUGGUCACAUCCUGGCUGGCACCAUCAAGGACAUCGUUACCCGCUUUGCCCACCAGAGUGGCUUCCAUGUGGACCGGCGCUUCGGCUGGGACUGUCAUGGCCUGCCCGUGGAGUACGAGAUUGAUAAAACGUUGGAUAUCAAAGGACCUGAUGAUGUGGCCAAGAUGGGCAUUGCUGAGUACAACAAGGCGUGCCGAAAUAUUGUCAUGAGAUACUCCACUGAAUGGGAGAAUUCGGUGAGGAGAAUGGGCAGGUGGAUUGACUUCAAGAACGACUACAAGACCCUUUACCCGUGGUUCAUGGAGACUGUCUGGUGGGUGUUCAAAGAACUGUUUGACAAGGGUCUGGUGUACCGAGGUUUCAAAGUCAUGCCUUUCUCCACUGCCUGCAACACCCCCCUCUCCAACUUCGAGUCCCACCAGAACUACAAGGAUGUCCAGGAUCCCUCUGUGUUCGUCAGCUUCCCGUUGGUUGAGAACGAGGAUAUUGCUCUGAUUGCCUGGACGACCACGCCAUGGACUCUGCCGAGCAACCUGGCCCUCUGUCUCAACCCGGAGUUGUUAUAUGUCAAGAUCAAAGAGAACUCCACAAACAAGACCUACAUCAUGAUGGAGUCCAGGCUGGGGGCCCUGUUUAAGUCAGAGAGCGAGUACACUGUCCUGGACAGGUUUCCGGGCAAGACGCUGAAAGGGAAAAAAUACAAGCCUCUUUUCUCAUACUUCACCAAGUGUGAGGAGAAAGGAGCCUUCCAGGUGUUGUUGGAUAACUACGUCAAGGAGGAGGAGGGCACAGGAGUGGUCCACCAGGCACCUUACUUUGGAGAUGAUGAUUACAGGGUGUGCACUGAAUACAACAUCAUCGCGAGGGACCAGGCUCCUAUCUGCCCCGUGGACGCCUCGGGCUGCUUCACUUCAGAGGUCACUGACUUUGCGGGACAGUAUGUCAAAGAUGCCGACAAGAAUAUCAUCAAGUGGCUGAAGGAGAAGGGUCGCCUCGUUUCUGUUGGCACUUGCAGUCAUAAUUACCCCUUCUGCUGGAGGUCUGACACACCCCUCAUCUACAAAGCUGUCCCCAGCUGGUUUGUCCGAGUGGAGCAAAUGGUGGAUAAUCUGCUGAGCAACAAUGAAAAAUGCUACUGGGUUCCAGAAUUUGUGGGUGAGAAGCGUUUCGGGAACUGGCUGAGAGACGCUCGUGACUGGGCCAUUUCAAGGAACCGCUACUGGGGCACACCGAUCCCUCUCUGGGUCAGCGACGACUAUGAGGAGGUUGUGUGUGUAUCAUCCAUGGCCGAACUGGAGGAGUUGACUGGAGUCAAAGUAACUGAUCUGCAUCGGGAAAGCAUUGACAACCUGACAAUCCCGUCGCGGCGUGGUAAGGGCGUGCUGAGGAGGAUCCCGGAGGUGUUUGACUGCUGGUUUGAGAGUGGCAGCAUGCCUUAUGCCCAGGUUCACUACCCAUUUGAAAACAGGAAGGACUUCGAGGACGCUUUCCCAGCAGACUUCAUCGCUGAGGGCAUCGACCAGACCAGAGGAUGGUUCUACACCCUGUUGGUGCUGUCCACGGCGCUGUUUGGCAAACCGCCCUUCAAGAAUGUCAUUGUUAACGGACUGGUGUUGGCAAGCGAUGGACAGAAGAUGAGCAAGCGCAAGAAGAACUACCCAGAUCCAGGAUUGAUAGUGCAGAGCUAUGGAGCCGAUGCCCUCAGACUUUACCUCAUCAACUCUCCUGUGGUGAGAGCAGAGAAUCUGCGUUUCAAGCAAGAGGGUGUGCGGGAUGUGUUGAAGGAUGUCUUCCUGCCGUGGUAUAAUGCCUAUCGCUUCCUGGUGCAGAACAUUCAAAGGUUGCAGAAGGAGGAUCAGAUUCAGUUCCUGUACAAUGAAAACACGACGAAGCCAAGUGACAACAUCAUGGACAAAUGGAUUCAGUCCUUCACACAGUCCCUCAUCCAGUUUUUCAAGACGGAGAUGGGAGGUUACCGCCUGUACACCGUUGUACCUCGGCUGGUCAAGUUUGUGGACAUGCUCACCAACUGGUACGUCAGGACCAACAGACGUCGCCUGAAGGGAGAGAGUGGCACUGAGGACUGCCUGUGGGCGCUGGAAACCCUCUUCAGUGUUCUGUUCUCCAUGUGCAGGCUGAUGGCUCCCUUCACACCCUUCAUUACGGAGAUGAUGUACCAAAAUCUGCGUCACCUCAUUGACCCUGCCUCUCUUGAAGAGAAGGACACCGGCAGCAUCCAUUAUCUCAUGCUGCCUCAAGUCAGGGAGAGCGUGAUCGACAAGCGCAUUGAGAGCGCCGUCUCUCAGAUGCAGUCUGUGAUUGAGCUGGGCAGAGUGAUCCGAGACAGGAAGACAAUGCCUGUCAAGUACCCAUUGAAGGAGGUGGUAGUUAUUCACCAGGACCCAGAGGCUCUGAAAGACAUCCAGUCCUUGCAGAAAUACAUCAUUGAAGAGCUCAAUGUGCGACAGUUGACACUUUCAACCGACAAGGACAAGUACGGUAUCCGACUGAGAGCCGAGCCCGACCACAUGGUGCUGGGCAAGAGACUAAAGGGGGCCUUCAAAGCCGUCACUGCAUCCAUCAAGGAGCUCACCAGCGAACAGCUCGAGGCCUUCCAGAAGACAGGAUCCAUCGUGGUGGAUGGCCACGAGCUUCACGAGGAGGACCUGAGGCUGAUGUACACGUUCGAUCAGAGCUCUGGCUCAGCUGCACAGUACGAAGCGCACUCCGACUCACAGGUCCUGGUGCUGUUGGACGUCUCCCCGGACCAGUCCAUGGUGGACGAAGGCGUUGCCAGAGAGGUCAUCAACCGCAUUCAGAAACUACGCAAGAAGGGGCGUCUGGUGCCAUCUGAUGAGAUAACGGUGUACUACCGCUGCCAGCCAGAGGGGGAGUACUUGCACUCUGUGAUCCAGGCUCACACUGACUUUAUUCUGGCUACCACCAAGGCUCCACUUCUGCCCUUCCCUGUGCCAAAGACUGCCAGCAUCAUCAUAGAGGAAACGACUCAGUUGAAGUCCUCCGACUUGGAGUUAACCAUAGUAAAAGGGUCUUCCGCUGCUAAAGCUCCUCUAAAUGGACCAGCUUGCUCAUACAUCAACGUCAAGGUGAAGGUCAACAACAAAGAACAAGAGGGAGUUUUGCUGUUGGAGAAUCCCAAAGGGGAUAACCGACUCAGCUUGGAUAAGCUGAAGAGAGCGUGCAGCGUCAUCUUUGGAACCAACGACGCUCCGCUCAAAUACUUCAACGGCGGGACUGAGCUGACCAGUAAAACAGACCUUCAGGCUCUGAGCGGUAAAACUUUGUUGGUGACUUCAGGCUCGUCCUCCCCCGGGCCCAUCCCCACCUCCGAUGCCCUCCUUUGUCCUUACGUGAACUUGCUGCUCUGCAAUGCGCAGCCGGCCGAGUGCCAGGCUGGUGACAUGGGCACCCUCCUGCUGCAGAACCCAGUGGGCCAGAAUGUGCUCGACCACUCGGGGCUGCUCUCCGAGGCCGCCAAGGUUUUUGGCCUCCGCAGCAGACGUCUCAAACUCUACCUGGACCAGGACCUCACUCAGGAGCUGCCAGCUGAUUCGUCAGUAAAGUCUCUUGACACCAAAACUCUGUUCGUGCGAGUUCUUCCCACCACCGCUGAGGCAUAAAUCCACAGGAGCCCAUCUUAGUCCUGUCUUUGUCCGAGACAGGUCCUGGAUCCCCUUUGAAUUAAGUUUUCUACCACUUCCCCAACAGCCCCAUUUAUGUCUGGUGAAUUUAUGACAACAUGAAGUGGUGUCGCGUGUGUAGAUGCUUCUUUUUAUAUACAUAUAUAUAAAGUACUGAUGCAAAGCAGGCUUUUCUGUCAAGUUCACAACUUUUAGUCCAUGGGGGAGUCACCAUCACAUGUCUUUUUUUUUCUAAGAUAACCUCACGCACAGAAUUAUUAGGAUAUCAUUGAUGUGCUUUAAUGCCAUUAGAUAUGUGCUUUAAUCAUAAUUAAACAAGACUUCAGUCAUUUUCUACUUUUCUUUCUCUGUCCAUCCGAUGGCUUCUUUCCCUCUUGUUUUCAUUCAUCAGCAACUGCGUCGGUUUCUGCAAAUGUGUAGUUGGCCUGUAUUUAAUGUGGACCGUGAAUAGAUCUGCUGGUCACGUGUGAAUGAAAACAUGUGAAGAGGUUGCUUAUGGAAACUGGUUAUUAUUGGAGAGAAAAAAAUGCAUUUGUUGAAACUGCAUUAGUUAAAUCCGCACACGCGCGCACACACAUAUUCUUGGAAGUAAAGAUUCCAGGAAAUGGUCUAACUCGAUUAACAGUCAAUAUUACCAAUGGAUUAUUUUCUUUAUUAUGAUACUGAUUGUGAAAGGCUUAUUUGAGGUAGGCUUAGUCCACAGUAAUUACUGCUUUGGCUUAUAAUUGGAAAAGCAGUUUGGGUUAUUGUGGUUACAAAUCAUUUUGAACUUAACAGAUAAACCUAUUGUGUGAGGUGUAUUGAGAAUCCUUUGACAAUAGAAAGGCAUUUAAAAGGUGAAAUAGAUUUUUUUGGGCUGUUGUACCUCAGGGGGACGAAAGCUUUCUGUAGUAAUACGAGCAACACAUGGAUAAUGUACUUUUUCAAGGGACAAGCAGAAUAAAUCAAAGGUGACUAAGAA